GCCGUUUCUCUCACCUCAGACCUUCUCGGAACGUCGUCGGAGGCAGGUGGCGAUAUUCGGGCCCGAUCAGACUCGCCGCUGGGCCGCCUCGCCGAGACCUCAUUCCGAAAGCGUGUCAGAGACGUUCGUCGCGCCGGAAGGUCGAAAGUGCUCGCGAGAAAAGACGCGAGAAAACGCGGGAUCUCUUAACGCGAGAGCGCGUUCCAUCGAGCUGAUCGAGAUAUCGAUCGACGAGAGCGAUCAGGUCGGAACAGGUGGAAACUCGGCGGAAAAACCCUCGGUUCCACCUUCGUCUCUCCCGCGAAACGGAGCGAGAAGCGCGAGCUGGUGAUUUCGAUGCGCGGUGCAGAGAUAAUCGGCGGAUCAAGGAGGACCGCGAGAAUAUCGCGCGGGUGCUCGUCUUUACGCGGUGCUCGAGGCUCGUCGUCAUCCGCGAUUCUCUACCUGGAAGAGUAGAGGUUCCCAGGUCCAGAUUCCGGAGGACCAGACCAGAGGAAGAAGGAGCGAGAGAGAUAGAGAAACAUGCCUGGCAGUCACGGAACCAGUCAUCGAGACUGCUCGCGGACGAAGCGAGGAUUAUGAGGACGUCGCACGCAUCGAGAGCGAAACACUGCGCCGUGCGAGAUCGUAGCGAGCGGUGAUCAAAGGACGACGGAGUCUCGCAGAGGAGUGCGAGAGAGUUCGUGAACGAGAAGUGGUCCUCUCUCUCGGACAAACGGAUUACAUCGUCAUGUAUCGGCCGAACUUUUACGAGAGCACGUGUCUGAGAUGCGCUCAGACCGUCUACCAGGUGGACAGGGUGGGUCCCCUAAAGGACUUUACGUUCUUCCACGCGGGUUGCUUCAAGUGCGCGAUCUGCGGUACCAAGCUCACCCUGAAGACCUACUACAACAAUCAGCACACGAUCAACGACAAGGAGGUUUACUGCAGCAGUCACGUGCCCAAACCGGGACCCGGGACCCUGGACGGGUCCAGUGUGGGCAUUCGGAGUGCCCUUAAUGUACCUAGAAGCGGUUACGUCAACGAGCAGAUCAGGGCUGGAGGUGCUUCACCUCGCGGCGUCUAUCCACCAUGUUACGAUAAUGUAGACUCGCCUAAUUAUGCCAGGCACCUGAACGGGCACGGCUCGCCGCCGGCGACGAACACCACGUCGUCGUCCCAGCGCGACGGCGGCAUCGGGGGCGCAUCCUCGCCGUACAAUCACAAUUAUUCCGGAGACGGCAGCUAUCAGUACGGCAGGUUCGACGCGAGCGCCCUUCACAUCGCCCAUGCGCUCAAGCAGACCGAGCUGCAGAAGGGCUACAGCAAGGCCCGCGAGAAACCCAUCGAUUAUUAUCUGGAUCGCGAUGAGCAGACGCGUCUCGAGAUGAAACACCGGAAAGAAGAGGAUGAUUUAUACCGGAAGUUUGCGCACCAUCGCGAGGAAGAGGACAGACGGAUCCGCGAAGAAUUCCGAGACGAGUGGGAGAAGGAGCUGGAACAAUUGUCAGCGAGAUGGGAACGGGAAAAAGGCGGAAGAGUUCGAACCCAACAAUUUCAGCAGGAGAAGGAAGACUUGGAGAAGAACAUGACUCUACGCAGGGACAAGAAGAAGGAAAGUCUCACGCGCAAGAUGUUGGAGCACGAGAGAGCGGCGACCGCCGCCCUGGUGGAGAAACAGAGCUCGGAGAUGCUGGAGCUGAUCAACGAGGCGAGAAGCGAGUACAUGCUCCAGGAGAGUUUAUAUCUCGACGAAGGAGACGGUUAUAUCCAGGAAGCGCCGCCUCCGCCUUAUCCGUCGCGCGCGCCACCUCCGCAGCCACCAGCCCUGGCCAAAUACCACAUCUACAAUGAUCCUCUGGAGUUCGCUGACAUGGAUCAGAUAGCUAUUUCGGUAGCGCAAGAAGAUCAGAAAACGUUCACCGAUCUGGUGCGACAGUUGGUGAGCAGAUGCGGCUCGGACAUAGAAAAGGCGAGGACAAUAUUCCGGUGGAUCACCGUGAAGAAUCUCAACACUAUGCAGUUCGACGAGAACUUACGAGGCGACACUCCCAUGGGUCUGUUGAGGGGCAUCAAACACGGCACGGAAAGCUAUCACGUUCUAUUCAAACGACUGUGCAGUUACGCGGGCUUGCACUGCGUGGUCAUCAAGGGUUACAGCAAGUCGGCGGGCUAUCAGCCGGGCGUUUGCUUCGAGGACAAUCGAUUCCGGAACAGCUGGAACGCCGUGUACGUGGCAGGUGCUUGGCGAUUCGUCCAGUGCAAUUGGGGGGCGCGACACCUUGUCAAUGCCAAAGAGGUUCCUCGUCCCGGCCAGGCGAAAGCCAAGAACGACAGUCUCAGGUACGAGUACGAUGAUCAUUACUUCCUGACGGAUCCCCGGGAGUUUAUAUACGAGUUCUUCCCGCUGCAAGAGGACUGGCAAUUGCUCAAACAACCGAUUUCGCUCAAAGACUUUGAGGAGCUGCCCUUCGUGCGUUCCCUAUUCUUCAGGUACGGCCUCUACUUUCCGGAUACGAAUACAAAUGCCGUUAUGUACACGGAUUCCACCGGCGCCGCAACCGUGAGGAUAGCGAUGCCGGCGCAUAUGCAAUCAUCCCUUAUCUUUCAUUACAAUCUCAAGUUCUACGACAACGACGGCGAUGGCUACGACGGCGUGUCGCUCAAGCGUUUUGUCAUGCAGUCGGUCGUGGGAAAUAUAGUCGCGUUCCGAGUUCACGCGCCUUGUUCCGGGGCCUUUCUUUUGGACAUAUUUGCCAACGCGGUAACGCCGAAGGAGUACUUGACCGGGGAGCCGAUGAAAUUUAAGAGCGUCUGCAAAUUCAAAAUCGCGUGCGAGGAGCUGCAGACGGUGAUGGUACCAUUGCCGGAUUGCGCCAGUGGUGAAUGGGGCCCCACCAAAGCCACCAGAUUGUUUGGGCUUAUACCCAUCACUCAUCAGGAGGCUCUGGUGUUCGCCGGGCGCGAGCUGGAGAUUCAAUUUCGCAUGUCGAGGCCGUUGACGGACUUUAUGGCGACCCUGCACAAGAACGGCAUCGAGGAGAAACGUCUGUCAAAGUACGUGACGCAUUCCAUCGCCGACGACGACGUGGUCACCUUCUCCAUAAGCUUCCCCGAGGAGGGCCAAUACGGUCUGGACGUCUACACCAGGGAAUCCACGGCCUCGCCUGUCGCUCAGCAUGACGUCACCGGCGAGAAGCAUCUGCUCACGCACUGCUGCAAAUAUCUCAUCAAUUCGAGCAAGAGGAAUUGAGAAAGCCCGAUUCUCUCGCUCUUGAGACGUGCAGUCGUUUCGGAAAUUUUUGUCCCGGAAAUUUCCUCCGCCCUAUGUCGUGGAAAAUCGUUACGAGGAUAUCCGGGAGUUUCGUUAAGACGAAAGGGAGAGAACGUAGAAAAUAUUCGCGAAUAAGGUGAACGCUUAUCGCGCGCGACGAGACGACGUCAACAAGUUUUACGAUUUCGAGAGAACGUCUCGUUUUUGUCGUAUCGACAGCUCGUCCUGUCCUUGCAGAAACAACGAUCCGGGAGCGUCUCCCGGAAAGUACAUUCGGCCAUUAACGAUCAACUAUCGACGCUGUCGUGAACCGAGAAAGAGGGAAAAGAGAGUAUAUAGAGGAUGCGAAGAGAGACAAUGGUGAAAGCACAGUGACGUUUUACGCCGAGUCUUUAAGGACUACUUUUAGGUCGCGCGCGCGCGGAUAAAGACGACACGGCAUGCAAUUCCGAGCUCUGACACGCUACCUCGAGUCUAACAAUAGGCUUACGACUUGGAGAUAACCGUUUAAUAGAAAAUUAACUAUGUGCACAGCAGUAUCUUCCUAAAGACGUCUUUCUUUCGAAAGAGGCCCUCGAGUCGAACAGGGUAUCCCUUCGUAUCUUAAGCGAUACGCCAUUUUUUCAACACCCGGUAUUUGUGGAACACACAGUUCAAACGAUCGUGCUUGUAUCAUCUACCGAGUCGAUAUUUCUAUAUAAUGAUCUUCUCCUCGCGGUUACGUAACGCGCUUCUUACGUAACGUAAUCAAAUAAAUUAUUACGAUCUGCGAUUCCGUCUCGUAAACAAUUUUCAUCAUAAAGUUCCCUUUACACCGACGUAUUUAUCCCGCUCUAUGAUUAUUACAGUACGUAUUUUGUUUUUUAUUCCCAGUACUAUUAUUAUUCUUAAUCGCGGAUUCAGAUUAUGUCAUGCGUGACGUAUAUAUAAAUCGGAUAAUAUAUCAGCAAAUAUAAUAUAUUUUACGUACAAAA
This is a messenger RNA of Nylanderia fulva, 4227 nucleotides long. It is a transcript of the gene Hil, whose product is annotated as peptidase hillarin. Lineage: Eukaryota; Metazoa; Arthropoda; Insecta; Hymenoptera; Formicidae. The record is from RefSeq and is a predicted model, not a curated record.